AUGGGCGGUCUACGAGAUGCGUACGUUUUGGGCGUGGGAAUGACCAAAUUCCUGCGCCCUCGCAAGGAGCGAGAAUAUCCGGAAUUGGGUUACGAGGCUGGAGUGAAGGCCAUGAUUGAUGCUGGUAUCAAUUACGAUGAUGUGGAAAUGGGUAUCGCAUGCUUUGGUUAUGGCGGGUCAACAGCAGGCCAGCGUGUAUUCUAUCAAUUCGGCAUGACUGGAAUCCCAAUCUACAAUGCCCGCAAUGCUUGCGCCACCGGCUCGACUGGAUUAAACAUGGCUCGUAAUGCCGUGCGUUCGGGGACAGCGGACUGUGUUCUUGUGAUCGGAUUUGAGCAAAUGGCUGCUGGCCCAUUGGCGAACGACGAUCCGCGGCCAAGCGCGGUCGAGCUCUCAACUGCCCUGAUGCACAAGACUCGAGGCAAGUUCAAGAGCCCAAUGACUGCACAAUUCUUCGCAAACGCUGGACUUGAAUAUAUGGAGCGGUAUGGAGCACGAGCCGAGGACUUCGCAGAGCUCGCACGUCUCAGUCAUGAGAACUCAACGAAGAACCCCUAUGCGCAAUUCCAAACCGAAUAUACGCUUCAGGAAAUUCUGGACUCGCCCAUGAUACAUUCUCCUUUAACAAAAUUGCAGUGUAGUCCUACGAGCGAUGGGGCGGCGGCCGCGGUCAUUGUAUCCGGGAAGUAUCUCACCGGUCUUCGUCAGCGGAACCAAGCCAUUCUCAUGGCUGGACAAUCCCUCAUGAGCGAUGAUCCAUCACUCUUCUCCGGAAGCUCAAUGGAUCUGGUUGGAUUCGGGAUGACCAAGAAGGCCGCGAAGGCCGCGCUUGCAGAAGCUGGUGUGACUGCAAAGGAUGUUGGUGUAUGCGAAGUCCACGACUGUUUUUCGACGAACGAGCUCAUUCUGCUGGAUGGACUUGGACUUUGCGCUCCUGGUGAAGCCCACAAGAUGGUUCGAGAAGGCAGUGUUGCUCGUGGAGGCCAAGGGCCACUCCUCAAUCCGUCUGGCGGCCUGAUCUCCAAAGGCCAUCCGCUCGGCGCGACUGGUGUCGCUCAGUGCGCGGAACUAACAUGGCAUUUACGAGGCUGGGCGAACAACCGCCUCGGUCGAUCAACGACUGUAGCACUGCAGCACAAUCUGGGCCUAGGAGGCUGCUGUGUUGUGACUGUGUACAGAAGAGCAGACGGCAAAGCAAGCCAGCCUGUUUCGAACGAAGAAGUGGUGAAGACUUCUGCCUUCCAGUACAACCCUGCAGUGGAAGCACGAUACGUGACGCCAACCGAAGGCGAUAUUGCUCGCAGCCGCAAGCACAGAGUUGAAUUUGCGGUGGGUGACACUCUUGAAAAGAUUGCAGCACGUCUUUAG
This is a messenger RNA of Cercospora beticola, 1368 nucleotides long. RefSeq lists its product as uncharacterized. Gene Ontology annotation, molecular function: acyltransferase activity, transferring groups other than amino-acyl groups. The record is from RefSeq and is a predicted model, not a curated record. NCBI's taxonomy places the organism in Eukaryota, Fungi, Ascomycota, Dothideomycetes, Mycosphaerellales, Mycosphaerellaceae.